UCAAUUGAUGUAUCGUUGGUACCUCGUUCAAGUCCAACAGGGCUGCAAGUACAAAACAAGCAUGUCCGCUCUCUGGAAUUGCUCGGCAUAACCUCAAAACGAUAAUCUAUGAUUAAUUGUUAGCAUUUUUUGAGUUGUGAGUAAAAAUGGCCAAUAGUAGGCUGGAAAGGUUAGGAACAAUCUACUCUCGAGUAUCUGGUCUUUUACGUGCACAAGCAAUGAAAGAAGAGGAUAAACCCUUAUGGUUUGAAAUCUACAAAGCAUUUCCACCUGAACGAGAGCCAAAAAUAGAUCACCCUAUUCCAGAGGUGCCUAUAAAACCAAUUUUGUAUGCUGAAGAUAUUAUUAGAGCGAAAUUUCAUAAGGGAAACAAAUUUAUAAGGAUGGUGAAUCUGAGUGAUUCAGUUCGUCCCAGCCCAACACAGCAAGUGAUAUCCAUUUUCAGUAGAUUGAAAAGUGAAAGAGCAGGGGAGAGUGAAGAUCAACUCUAUGAAGAAGCUCUUGAUAUUUUGAACUCUCAGAAUGUCAAAAUGACUGAAACUGAACCCCGUGAACAAUCUCAAUCCUCCUCAUUAGUUGAUUCGUUCACUGCAGCAAAGAAAAAAGAUUCAAAUAUUAAUAUCAAAAACAUUUUAAAAGAAUCUUAAGCAUUUCCAAAAGAUAAGUUAUUUUAGUCGCGAGAUAAAUAAGUACUAUGUAAAAAAAUGACAUUUGGUAAGCGACUGUGAAGUGAAUGAAAAUGCUUUAUGGAAUUUUGUUCCUUAAACUGACCAAUUACUUACACAUGUUGAAACCUUGUUUGGUCAUGGCUUAAUUUGCAUACUUUGUAGUGUUGUAUUAGUGGAUAAUAUCAGUAAUGUAAAUAAAGAAAUUUUCUCUGUACCAAGAA
Gryllus bimaculatus (two-spotted cricket) is the source of this 889-nucleotide messenger RNA. The record is from the annotation of a GenBank genome assembly. Lineage: Eukaryota; Metazoa; Arthropoda; Insecta; Orthoptera; Gryllidae.